AUGGCUUUAUCUGGCACUAAUAAUAUCACCCAUGCCUGUCGCAAAUCACUGGUUGCAAUCAAUGAUACUCAACUUUCAUUAAAGCUGUCAACUCAAAAUUACUCCACAUGGCGUGCCAGAUUACUCCUCUUCUUCGAGGGCGUGGAACCCCUUGCGCCCCUAAAUCCGCCCCUGACUGGUACUAUUUCUCCCCCUCCUAUUCUCGUUGAAGAAGAAGGCAGAAGUAUCGCCAACCCAGACUAUAAGUUUGGGGAAUGUCAAGCUCUGUUAAUCCUCGCUGCUAUCAUUGCUUUGGUUUCUUUUUCAGUUAUGAACACCAUUGCAGAAGCUAAAACCUCAGUGGAGGCAUGGAAUAAACUUCAGGUAGCCUUUUCCAAUAAAUCGGCUACACGAAUUCUUUCUCUUCGAGAAAAACUCUCACACACCAAGCGUGAUUCUCGCCCAGUAGCUAAGUAUCUUCAACUUGUCAAGUCAAUUGCGGAAGAACUCUCCUUGUGUGGCGGUCCUGUAAAUAGUGUUGAUCUUAUUGCUCAUGUUUUGGGUGGAAUUGGCUUUGAAUUCCGUGAUAUUGCUGCGGCAAUCCAUGCCCGAGACACUGUCAUCUCGUUUGAUAAACUCCAGGAUAAACUACUUGCCCAUGAACUAUAUCUCAAGCAGAUUGACCACAACUUCGAUCCGACCCCGACGACAGCAAAUCAUGUUCGCAAGGGAAAUUCUAGCAGGCCACCCUAUCAAUCAAGACAAGGUAAUAAUGGUAAACCUUCCACUCAGUCCAAUGGUUUCCAUUUUUCAAAGAACUCUUCAAGCUUUGGCAAUAAUGCAUCACGCCAUCAGUCCUUUGUGCCCUCAUCCCAACACCGAAAUAAGGCUAAUUGA
Molecule: messenger RNA, 876 nt
Organism: Nicotiana tabacum (common tobacco)
Lineage: Eukaryota; Viridiplantae; Streptophyta; Magnoliopsida; Solanales; Solanaceae
Source: RefSeq, a predicted model, not a curated record